This is a messenger RNA of Elaeis guineensis (African oil palm), 1196 nucleotides long. RefSeq names its product aquaporin NIP2-1. Gene Ontology annotation, biological process: transmembrane transport. Gene Ontology annotation, cellular component: membrane. Gene Ontology annotation, molecular function: channel activity. Lineage: Eukaryota; Viridiplantae; Streptophyta; Magnoliopsida; Arecales; Arecaceae. The record is from RefSeq and is a predicted model, not a curated record.
GGCCAAGAGGAACUCCAGGGAGCACACAAGUUAUCAAUCGACCUCGUAGAGUGUUUAGAGUCUAAUAGAGUUCUAGAGAGAUGGCUUCCUUUCCCAGGCCCGGCCGCUCUAAUGAAAUCCAUGACAUGGCCACACCUCAAAACCCCAUCACCUCAAGACCUCCUCAGACCAAAUCACUCGAAGAUCUCCUCCCACCCUUUCUCCUUAAGAAGGUCGUUGCCGAGGUGAUAGCUACAUUUUUGCUGGUAUUCGUGACCUGUGGCGCGGCCGCGUUGAGCAAAUACGACCAGCGCAUCAUCUCGCAGCUGGGCCAGUCGGUGGCCGGCGGGCUCAUCGUGACGGUGAUGAUAUACGCCGUCGGCCACAUCUCCGGCGCCCACAUGAACCCGGCCGUCACCUUGUCCUUCGCGGUUCUGAGGCAUUUCCCUUGGAUUCAGGUGCCCUUCUACUGGUCAGCUCAGAUCUCAGGGGCUGUAAUUGCCUCAUUCAUCCUUCGCCAAUUGCUCCAUCCAAUUACCAAUCUUGGGACCACGAUACCGUCGGGUACACCAUUACAAGCAUUGGUGAUGGAGAUCGUUGUUACGUUCUGCAUGAUGUUUGUGACAUUGGCAGUAGCGACCGACACAAAAGCUGUAGGGGAAUUGGCAGGAUUAGCAGUUGGCUCAUCAGUUUGCAUAACUUCUAUCCUAGCGGGGCCGGUAUCAGGAGGAUCGAUGAACCCUGCGAGGACAUUAGGACCUGCGAUCGCAAGCCAGAGAUACGAUUCGCUUUGGGUGUACUUCAUAGGCCCAGUGAUGGGUACACUGGCCGGGGGAUCUGCCUACACUUUCAUUCGUUUAACUGAGAAGCAACCACAAGAGGGCAGUCAGAAAUUAUCUUCUUUCAAGUUGCGCCGCUUACAGAGCCAAGGUUCACUUGAUGUCAAGGAAGAAGAAGUUGAUCUGGAGAAUGUAUAAAUGGAGGGGCUCCAAUCUUGGAGGGCAGUUUUUAGGGCCUUAGCCCAUUGUAAUCUUGUAUGACAGUGUUGUACUAGCUUAUGUUACUAGCUAGUAUAAGGGUCGCUGCUUGCGGCCGUGCCUCUAGGUGGGAUCUUGGUUAUGAUGAGCCCCAUCCAUAGCAAGGUACUGUAAAAUAUCAGCUUUUCUAGUGGAUGCUUCAAUAUAUUUAAUGCAGUACCAACUCUCAUUUCACCUUCA